Molecule: messenger RNA, 1665 nt
Organism: Boleophthalmus pectinirostris (great blue-spotted mudskipper)
Lineage: Eukaryota; Metazoa; Chordata; Actinopteri; Gobiiformes; Gobiidae
Gene: rpusd1
Product: RNA pseudouridine synthase domain containing 1
Exons: 6
Coding region: 359-1276 (305 amino acids)
Biological process (GO): pseudouridine synthesis
Molecular function (GO): RNA binding; pseudouridine synthase activity
Source: RefSeq, a predicted model, not a curated record
UCUAUAUGGCCUCGCAUCAAUGUUUGCAGCUCACAUGAAUGAUCAUGGUUUAUGACAUAAAUGGAUUGUUUUGGAUCUAACCUUUUAUUUGUCGUGUUCUUUCCUUAACGAAAUGUCUGUAAUUGCGCAUUUCUUUUAGAUUUUUUUUUUUAUUUUUUUUUUAACAGAAACUAACUCUAGGCUACUGCAUACCCAGAUUUUAUCCAAGCUAAGAACAACAAAUAUAAGUGAAAAAUAUGGCCUGAAGUUACUGUAUAGGUAUUAGAUGAACUAUUUCCAUAGGGAAGUGGCUCUUUAAACCAUCUGUCGUGUGUUUUGGCCAGUUAAUAACAGGUUGUGUAUGCACCCCUGAUCCACAAUGAUCACCGAACCUGCUAGUUUGGAAAACCUUAAGGUUCUGUAUCAAAGUGAUGAUUACAUUGUGGUGGACAAGCACUGGGACAUCCGCAUAGACAGCAAAAUGUGGUAUGAGAAAGUUACAGUGCAGGCACAACUGAGACAACAUUUCCCUGAGCUGGCUGACCCCAACACCUACUAUGGAUUUAGAUUUUGCCAUCAGUUGGACUUCUCCACCAGUGGCGCUCUGUGUGUCGCCUUGAAUAAGGCUGCUGCUGGGCAGGCCUACCGCUGCUUCAAGGACCGAACUGUUACUAAAGUUUAUAUAGCUCUGUUGCGGGGUUGGGUUGAGGUGGAAACCCAAACUUUGGACUUUCCCAUUGGCAAGAAUUCUUCUGAGGGCAAAACUCAUAUGAUGUGUAUUGGAGGAACAGAAGGUUGUGAAAACCCAAAGCCUUGCCAGACUGAGCUGACCGUGUUACAGUAUGGAUUAUAUGAUGGAGAGCCUGCCACAAAAGUGCUCCUGAAGCCUCUGACGGGUCGGACACACCAGCUGCGGGUUCACUGUAGUGCCAUUGGGCAUCCCAUAGUUGGUGACUUUACCUACAGUCUUGGAUCAGAUAAUGCCCCAUACCGCAUGAUGCUGCACGCCUAUCUGCUGCGCAUUCCUCUGGGACCUCAGCCACUGCUCGUAUCGACUGAAGACCCUUUUACCCCUACUGUGGACCCCAAGUGGCACCCUCAGCGCUCUGUAAGGACACUUGAGGACACUGUUGCAGCUGUGCUGGAUCGCAGACUAGAGGAGGAAAGGAUGCUUGAAGAGGAGGAGCAACGUGCCUUACAAGAGAAGAACAAAAAGGCCAAUUUGAGAAAACAGGAGGAUGAAGAGGGUGAGGAGCAGACCAAACAGUGGCUUAGUGAGUGGGCCGGAGAUAUAUAAGGAUUGUGAAUCUGUUUAUUAUUGGUUUAUUUAUGGUUGGAACAGUGCAUGUUAAUAAACAUAACAACAUGAGAUACAUGCAUGUACACAUUCUGGCGUUGUCGUUCGUACACCAGCUUACUUCAACACUGCAGCUAAGGGGGUUGAAUUGUCUUGCCCAAGGACACAAUAGCAGUAUGGUACAGGUUAUGUUCUUUAUAUUUAUUAUGUAUUGUAAUAUUUUGUACAGACUCAAGGUAUGUAUGAUUCAUUUGUCAUCAUAAUAUAUAAAUGUUUGUUCGAAAUGCAAAUGCAGACAUUAAAUUAUGGCAAUGGCUGAAAAAAUGGCUAAAAUAAUGCCUGACUGCUUGACUAAAUAAGUGCUUGUGUAAAAUGUUUGAGACUUAAAA